This is a messenger RNA of Nymphaea colorata (pocket water lily), 1933 nucleotides long. Its product is annotated as UDP-glucosyltransferase 29-like. The transcript has a single exon. Gene Ontology annotation, molecular function: UDP-glycosyltransferase activity. Lineage: Eukaryota; Viridiplantae; Streptophyta; Magnoliopsida; Nymphaeales; Nymphaeaceae. Bases 273 to 1664 code for a protein of 463 amino acids. The record is from RefSeq and is a predicted model, not a curated record.
GGAAAGCAGGAGUCAGGUAAGCUUACUUCAGUUCACGAGUGAAUCACGACCUUCGUAACUCUAGCUCACUACUCGUCGCCGUUUGCGAGGAUGAAGCCGAACCAGCACAUUUUAUUUUUUCAACUACUGUGCAAUAAAGCGUUGGUCGAAAAUAAGUAUAUAAGGUGCUGAGGCAGAGAGGGAAAGAGGCCACGGCCGGCCGUUCUUCACUACGUGGAAACAGGCUGCACUCGCACAAGCAAGGCGAGGAGGAUUCGCAAUUUGGCGGUACUAUGGAGAAGGCGUCGGCAGGCGGACGGCGGCCUCGCGUGGUGAUGCUGCCAUGGCUCGGCCACAGCCACAUCUUCGCUUUCCUAGAGCUGUCGAGGAAGCUGGUGCAACGAGGCCUUACCGUCUUCUUCUGCUCCACCCCUUCAAACCUUGCUGCCAUCGAAGCCAAGCUGCGUCAAGACGCUUAUGCCCAAAUCAAGCCCAUGGAGAUCCGUCUGCCGCCAACCCCAGGCCUUCCCCCUAACUGUGAGUCCCCCGCCACCCUACCCCACAGCCUCAUUCCUUUGCUCUCAAAGACCUUCGAUUCUUUGGGGCCCGCCUUCCUGGAGCUCCUUCGUGACGUCGACCCCGACUGCGUGAUCCAUGACGUUCUACCAUGGGCGCCCGCCGCUGCCUCCGAGCUCGGCAUCUUGGCCAUCCCCUUCUUGACCGUCGGCUCCGCGGCCACGUCCUACAUCUUUGGGAAGGCGAAAGGAGGCCAUGACUUCCCGUGGAAACGCCGUCUCCCCGACGCUUGUGCUCUCCUGAAGAUGGACGAAGCUCUUGACGACGCCGAUGGUCGCGUGAGUAUCAAGCAGAGAAUGGCAGAUUGCUUGGACAAGUCCGGCAGCAUUGUCGCUUGCAAGACGCACGUGGAGAUUGAAUCCGGGUUUUUGGAUUACUUAUCGGCGAUGACGAGGAAGAGAGCAAUUCCAGUGGGCCUUCUGCUUCCCGAAGGAGGCGAUGAGCAGUGUCGGCAGGCGGAGUGGCUGGACAGGCAACCGGGGGGCUCGGUUGUCUACGCCGCAUUCGGAUCCGAGUAUUUCAUGACGAAGGAUGAGAUACGAGAGAUUGCGCUGGGGCUGGAGCUCUGCGGCCUGCCCUUCAUUUGGGUGGUGCGCUUUGUCCAUGGUCCGGACGGCGGGGAGGAGAUGAGCUUGGAAGAAUCUUUGCCGAGCGGGUUCCUGGAGAGAGUGACCGGCGGAGGAGGUCGGGGGAUGGUGGUCGGCGGUUGGGCAUCUCAGAUGAAGAUACUGAGCCAUGGAUCCGUCGGUGGCUUCCUCACGCACUGCGGGUGGGGGUCACUGACGGAAGGUAUCGGGAGCGGAGUGCCUCUGAUAGCCUUGCCCUUGCACCUGGAGCAGCCAAUCAAUGCUCAGGUAGCCGCAGGCGAGUUGGGAGUUGGAGUGAUGGUGGAAAGGGAAGAAGAUGGUGGGUUCAAGGGGAACAAGAUAGCCAAGGGCAUCAGAAGGGUGAUGGUGGAGGAAGAGGGCGCGGGAGUCCGGAGAGCUGCCGAGGAGCUGGCCAAGAGGAUCGGUUCUGAGAGGGAUGCGGAUCUUGAAGUGGUGGUGAAUGAAGUCAAGAGUUUCGCAUGCAAAAGGAGGGAACGCGGAGCCAAAGACGGCAAACAAUGAAGGAGAAGGCAUGAUAAGUUAGCCGCUCACUCAUGUAUAAAUGAAGCACCAGAACCAUCUAAAAUAAAGAAACCGUGAACAUCACUAAUAGAUAGAGCUCCAAUGAGCUUAAAACAAAUAUAUAAUCCAUUAAAGAGGCUGGAAAGUGCACGUGAGAGUGUUGUUAAAUGUACGACCCAUAUAGCUCUUUGCCAAAGUAGUUGAAUGGAACAGUCCCAUCUGAUAUUGGAUCGUAGCAUUUAUUAUUAUUAUUACGUGAAUUAGGUAAA